AUGUUGAUGCCAAAAAAGAACCGUGUUCUCAUCUACGAACAUUUGUUCAAAGAAGGAGUUCUGGUGGCCAAGAAAGAUUUUCACGCUCCGAAGCACACAGAGAUCGACGUACCCAACCUCCAUGUCAUCAAGGCCUUGCAGACGUUGGUUUCUAAAGGUUUUGUAACUGAGCAGUUCUGCUGGCGCCAUUAUUAUUGGUAUUUGAAGAAUGAAGGAAUUACAUAUCUCCGUGAUUUCUUGCACCUUCCUCCAGAGAUUGUGCCAUCUACAUUGAAGAGGCAAGCUCAGCCAGCCAGACCUGAGGCUGCAAGGCGACCACGAGGACCAGAAUCAGGUGGCCGACCACAAGUUGGGGAAGAUAGGGCUGCCUACAGAAGGGGACCCGGAGGUUCAGAUAAGAAAGGGGAGGCUGGUGCAGGAGCCAAUGCAUCCUUCCAAUUUAGAGGUGGAUUCGGUCGCGGU
This is a messenger RNA of Helobdella robusta, 462 nucleotides long. RefSeq lists its product as hypothetical. The record is from RefSeq and is a predicted model, not a curated record. The annotation marks the transcript as partial. Gene Ontology annotation, cellular component: cytosolic small ribosomal subunit. The transcript is spliced from 3 exons. Lineage: Eukaryota; Metazoa; Annelida; Clitellata; Rhynchobdellida; Glossiphoniidae. Gene Ontology annotation, molecular function: RNA binding; structural constituent of ribosome.